Messenger RNA from Peronospora matthiolae, 180 nucleotides. The record is from the annotation of a GenBank genome assembly. Lineage: Eukaryota; Oomycota; Peronosporomycetes; Peronosporales; Peronosporaceae.
AUGUGUGACAAUGAUGGGAACAAACGCAAAAACGCGCUGGAAGCACUGCAGUGCAAUAUGGACGUAGAAGGCUAUGGAAAUGAAUGUGCCUCGGACAGCGACAGUGAUGUCGCCAGAACUGGGGCAGCGGAGGGCAUGGAAAUUAUGUUGAACGACGUGGACGUUUACGCGUCAAUCUAG